AUGACACAAAAGAACAUCCCAAACUUUAAGCGUGUGCUGCUCAUAUUUCUGUUGGUAAACGAAGAAGAAACCAAUCAGCCUCCAGAUGAAUCUGGGGGAGAAAGCAACACUUUCUUCGCCCUGCGGAGUUGUCACCAGUUGCUACAAAGUGAAAGUGGUGAGUUUUUCUCCCCAAACUACCUGUGCUCCAACCCUCCCCUGUGGUGCAACUGGACAAUCCAGGUGGAUCCCAGGAAGAGGAUUCAUCUCCAUCUAGAGGACUUGACACCCGAUGACAUCUGCAACCUUAAACAGGACCAAAUCCACAUUGAUGAGCCGGCUGAACACUUAGCGGGACACAAAGUCCUACAGAAGUGCUGGCAAGAGGCCAAAUACACCUCAUCCUCCAAUAUUCUGUAUGUGGUGCUACUGAUUGGUGGCUGGCCCAACCCUAUGUACAGGGGCUUUUAUGGUCGCUACCAGGCAUUUGGACCACCAGUCAUUUACAGCCCAGGGGAAAGCUUUCAGGAGACAAGUGAGGAGUCAAAAGCAUCUCCUGGGCAGAUGGAUUUCACUGAAUCUGGACCAGGUACGAAGAGUGAACAGAUGGGAUAUGAUUACUAUGAGCAACAUUUAGCAGCGAUGACUGCGCUUCCCUGGGAGCCUGAGGAGGCUACAGACACAGAAACUAGGGUGGAUGAACACAACCAUCAAUCCUUUGGAAACCACAGCAGUGUCUACCAGUUCACUGCCACGCCCACUGAGCCACUGUCCACCCAGAGGACCUUCAGAUCAGGCAGAGGGAUCACUCACAUCCAAUCAAACCAGUCUGACUUUGUUCAGCUUGCAUCUCCACAGCAGUCAGGUGACAGUCAGCAUUACAAACUGAGAAUCAGCACUCGCGCUACAACAGCAAAACACAGGGACAAGGAGGAAGCUGCUGCUGUGGGGAACGAGAGCAGAACAGUGACGGAGAACAUAACAGAGGUCAGCCAGAUCUCAGGUCAGCUUCCCUCCCCCUCUGAGAGACAAGACCCACAGCACACUAAGCAGACUCAUCCUCAGCCUAACAUGAUGGAGCCGCUGUCGGACCACAGAGGGACUUUGAACGUGAAGAACCACUCAGAGACUCCACUCUUUCCUGGUGAUCACCUCUUUGAAGUGGCUGUAGAGCUAAACUUCAGUCAGGAUUUGGAGGAGUCCUGGGACAACCUUGCCAGAUCACUGCUGCUUUCAGUAAAGGCUUUGAUCAGCAAACAGUUGGAGGCUGUGCACGCUCACUUUUCAGUGUCCUCUAAAAGAAUAAAAAGAUUGCAUGCAGGAGUGCUUUACAUCCUCUGGCUGCAAAUCAGACAGGAACCUGGAGGUCUGCGUGUCCACAGGGCCAUCCACUCUGCUCUCCAGGGGCUCAUUUCCACUGGAAUCAACUUCAGUGGAAACCUGAGAGAGGCAGUGAUCAUGUCUGUGUCAACUGCAGAUGUAAAUGAGUGUGGGACCCAACUGGUUCUAUGUGACAUCAAUGCAGAGUGUGUGAACCAGUUUGGCUCCUACUCCUGUCGUUGUCGGCCAGGCUUUCAGGAUGAGUCUCGUCUGGGAUCAGGAGGAACUCUCUGUGUGGACAUGAAGGCUGCAGGUUGCAGCUCAAGCCUGUCCACUGAAACCAAAGGUGUCUAUGUGCUUUUCUUCCUGCUCAGCUCCCUAAUCCUGGUGCUGCUGGUGGUAGCUGGCAUGCUCUACCACCGUCACCACCGGGGGAAGUUCCUGCAUCUUGAACAAAGCUACUCCAGCCCUGCUGACUCUGACCUGCCUCCCCCGCCUCCGCCUGCCCGUGGUCCCAGCACUCUCUGGGGCCACGUAAAGGAGCAACGCCAAGUCGUGGAUCUGCAGCUGUUGCGCUUCAACCUCCUUCACCCACCAGACAGCUACAUGGAUCAGCGUGUCGGUGCUCAGUGA
Archocentrus centrarchus (flier cichlid) is the source of this 1932-nucleotide messenger RNA. RefSeq lists its product as uncharacterized. The transcript is spliced from 11 exons. Lineage: Eukaryota; Metazoa; Chordata; Actinopteri; Cichliformes; Cichlidae. The coding region runs from base 1 to 1932 and encodes 643 amino acids. Gene Ontology annotation, molecular function: calcium ion binding. The record is from RefSeq and is a predicted model, not a curated record.